UUCCGGGCUUUCGGCUCCCUUGUCAUUUUAUUUUGUCGAGGAACGAGAGAACCUUGCUUUGGAGAGGACUUGCUUCGGCCUGGAGCAAUUUUCUGUAUCAAGAAUGGGUGUGAUUUGUGAUUUGUGAUUUUCGAUGUUGCUGGCAAAGUGGCGGCUUGCGGUGAGAGCGCUACGCUACGCGAGGAGCAGGCCGUGGCGCCGAUUGCCUUCGCUCCAUUUCCGCGCUCGUCUCGUCUCGCCUCGGCCGGAGGCAAAGCAAGGCAAAGCAGAAGCGGCAAAGCGGAGAGGGGCCCAUUGGCACAGCCAGGCUAACACCGGCCAGCCUCACGCCUGGGAAGAAUGGGAGGACGGCCCCGACACUUGUUGCGGCGCUCCGCAGUCCGCAGUCGGCCGGCAGCCUGCAGAUAUGCCGAUCGCAUUCCAGGAUUCCAGCGUGGCGAGGGUAUUCGGUCUGGCCGCUCUCCAGCCUCUCAUUCAGGCAGGGAGCUUGUCGAGGGGGCAACCACAUUGGAUGUUUGGGGACACAAGAUUUCCUCAGGCGAAAGAUUUCGUCGCAUUUCGCAAGAUUUUAUAACCGAUAUUCCGCCCAAAAUUAGCUUGGUUUUGGCCUUUUUUGGAGCAAGAUUUCAGAUUUUUUACAGAUUUCUAGCGCUUAGGGGACACAAGAUUUCUAGAGUGGUUGCCCCCUCGGAUCUUGUUUACACGUCUUGCCGGGUGCUCUCCAGAGGGCUCUCUAGACGCCUCUCUAAAACUGUCUCGAGAUGUCUCUCCACAGUUAUCUCCAGCGCCAGAGCAUUUCCUCUAAGCUGGCUGCCUAAGUAUCUCGAGAGGCGCUGCAGGCCCUGAUCCAUGGCGAAGGCGGAGGCCGACGCCGCCAUGGCGGAGAAGGGCGGCAAGGAGGCGCGGCUGCAGCUGGAGGAGCCCGCCUACACCUUCGCCGACAUGAACCUGCGCCAGAAGUGCAAGCACAUCGUGGCCAACAUCACGGUGGAGCCCAUCACGCUGCUCUACAUCGUGCCGGCCCUGCUGUCCAGCCUCACCACGCAGAACCUCAACCUCGAGAAGGCGUGCCGCGUCAGCCUCAACUACACGGACGAGGUGUGCGACGCCCUGGCCGCCAGGAACUUCACCGGCGAGUACGGCACGCUGUUCAGCAACGUGGCGCAGGUGGUGGCGGAGAUGCAGAUCUGGCAGACGCCCCUGCAGAGCGUGGUGCCCAUCAUCCUGGUCAUGUUCGUGGGGUCCUGGGCGGACCGCCGGCGGCGACGGCGACCCUUCAUCCUGUCGCCGCUGCUCGGGGACCUCAUCUCGAGCGUGGGCCUGCUGCUCUGCUCCAUCUUCUUCAGCUGGUCGCUGGAGGUGGCCGGCAUCAUCGAGUCCCUCGUCCCCGCGCUGUUCGGCGGCAUGCCCAUCCUGUUCCUGUCCGUCUUCUCGUACGUGGCGGACGUGACCACGCCCGAGAACAGGACAUUCCGCAUCGGCAUGGUGGCGACCGCCGUGUCCUGGGGCUUCCCCAUCGCCAGCGCGCUGUCCGGGGUGGCCUUCACCACGCUGGGCUUCACGGGCGUCUACAUCGUGAGCAUCGCGCUCUACGGCCUGGGCCUGGCCUACGGCUACCGCUACAUCCGCGAGCCGCACCCGCCGGUGCCGCGGCCGCCAGGCGUCAGCUUCCUGGCGGACUUCUGCAACUGGCGGCACGUGUGGGACACCGUGAAGGUGGCCCUGAAGAAGCGGCGCGGCAGCCGGCGCCUGCAGUUCUACAUCCUGGUGCUGCUGUACUUCACCAUCCAGGGGCCCAUUCAAGGCGAGGGGAUCGUCUCCUUCCUCUACUUGACGCAGCAGUUCCAGUGGGAGGCCAUCGCGUUCAGCGCCUACAGCACCUACUUCAUCAUCCUCAGCGCCGUCGGCAACUUCGUGGCGACCACCGUCUUCGCCAAGUGGCUCAACAUGAGCGACUGCCUGAUCGGGGUCAUCGCCAUGAGCUCCAAGACCGUCGUGGCGCCGCUCUUCGCGCUCGCCAACAAGAGCUGGCACGUCUAUGCGCUGACUGCUGAGAACAUCCUGGGCGCGGGCGCCAUCAUCACGAUGCGAGGCAUCGCCACCAAGCUCGUGGACGACGACGAGCUGGGCAAGGUGAUGGCGCUGCUGGCCGUGGUGGAGGCCGUGAUCCCGCUCGUGUUCCGGCCCGUCUACAGCAAGGCGUACAGCGCGUCCUCCGACACGCACCCCGGCGCCUUCUUCUACAUCAGCUGCGCCGUCAACCUGUGCGGCGUCCUCUUGUACUUCGUCAUCUGGAGGAUGCAGAAGCGGCAGGCCCGCGAGGAGGCCGAGGACGCCAAGAAGAACGACGACCUGGGCGGCGUCGCCAACACGGCCUUCCAGGGCGACGAGGGCCACCCCGCCAGCAGCAGCAACGGCAGCGCCAACCACGCCGUGGAGCGGCUGUGAGGAACCCCUGUGCAGCCAGCCGAAUGACGCACCCGGGCAAAAAAUGUAUUGCUUUGUGCUAAAGUCUGUGAUAUAAGGCGGCCCCACUCCUGUACUUACGGACGGCGUUCUUCUGCGCCGGACGGACGGACGGACGGACACCUAAGCGGAGUCUUUGAAUCUCAUCCGGAGCUCCAGUCAUGAAUAAUUUAUCCCCUAUCCAUCCUGCAGAGAGUCUCCUGGCUUUUUGAAGACAGUUUCGAUUAUUCUCCCUGUCGUAUUACCUAUUUUAAUGAUACUUGCUAGAAACACCGUUAUUAUGUAAGCACUUGUACCUGCCAAUAAAACUGCUUAUUUUACGUAUGUUUAUAAAGAAAA
Thrips palmi is the source of this 2805-nucleotide messenger RNA. RefSeq names its product proton-coupled folate transporter-like. Gene Ontology annotation, cellular component: membrane. Gene Ontology annotation, biological process: transmembrane transport. Lineage: Eukaryota; Metazoa; Arthropoda; Insecta; Thysanoptera; Thripidae. The transcript is spliced from 10 exons. The record is from RefSeq and is a predicted model, not a curated record. The coding region runs from base 850 to 2448 and encodes 532 amino acids. Gene Ontology annotation, molecular function: transmembrane transporter activity.